AUGGACGUCAAAAAUGCAUUCCUUUACGGUGAACUUGAUCAUGUGAUUUUCAUGGAUCAACCAAGAGAUGCAAUCACCGGGGACUUGAUCAUCACAGGGGACUUAGAUGACGAGAUCGCCCAGCUCAAGGCUAAUCUCUGUGUGCGCUUCCGAAUGAAAGAUCUGGGCAAGCUGGUAAGGUUCCUUGGUUUGGAGCUAGCCUAUAAUGGGAAUGAGGUAAUUUUGCAUCAGACAAAAUAUGCAAGUGACAUGUUACACAAAUUUGGUAUGAUUUCUUGCAAAGCUGCACCAACUCCAAUUGAAUCUCGAGUAAAGUUGUACUCACAUGUUGGAAGGGAACUAGAAGAUCCAACGGUGUAUAGAAAGAUCGUUGGCAGUCUAAUAUAUCUCACUCUCACAAGACCCGAUGUAGCAUUCGCUGUCGGGGUUCUGAGUCGGUAUAUGCAAGACCCACGAAAGCCACAUUACUUAGCAAUUUUGCGUGUGCUUCGGUAUAUGAAAGGUACAAUGGGCAAUGGUGUAAUGUUUAAGAGGGAACAACAUCCAAUGCUAAUGGGUCUGUGUGACUCGGAUUAUGCGGGUGACUUGAAUGAAAGGCGGUCAACUAUCGUGUAUGUGUUUAUGUAG
This is a messenger RNA of Helianthus annuus (common sunflower), 627 nucleotides long. RefSeq lists its product as uncharacterized. Lineage: Eukaryota; Viridiplantae; Streptophyta; Magnoliopsida; Asterales; Asteraceae. The coding region runs from base 1 to 627 and encodes 208 amino acids. The transcript is spliced from 2 exons. The record is from RefSeq and is a predicted model, not a curated record.